This is a messenger RNA of Arabis nemorensis, 735 nucleotides long. The record is from the annotation of a GenBank genome assembly. NCBI's taxonomy places the organism in Eukaryota, Viridiplantae, Streptophyta, Magnoliopsida, Brassicales, Brassicaceae.
AUGAAGCUUUGUUCCAUUGUUUUCGUCUUCGGCUUAACCGCUUUUCAAUUUCUACUUCCAUCCACCAUAGUUAAUGCUCAGGAAGCUACGGAUUCUUGCAAUUCAACUCUACCUCUCAAUGACCUCGCAUUCGACUCAAGCCUUCUUCAAUGCGUCGAAGGUUGGAAACUUCAAAACUACAUCCUCCGAUAUGUUAAAACGGUAGAAAACACAUGGGAGUUCAUUUUAUCGGCGCCGGAUUCUGGUGCAUACAUCGCGAUCGGGUUCUCGAUCAACGGUCGAAUGGUCGAUAGCAGCGCAAUCGUCGGUUGGAUUAAUUCCGGAAAAGGAGACGUAAAACAGUACUUACUCGCAGGUAAAUCACCCGAUAAAGUGAUACUUGACCAAGAAGAUAUAAAGAUCGUAAACGGUUCGUUGAAGAUUCAGUCAGUGUCUUCACGUCUUUACAUGAGUUUCCAAUUGACCGCGGAGUUGCCGCGUGAGAGGCUGCUUUACGCUAUGGGACCUGCCGGAUUCUUCCCGUCUUCCCCGGAGUUUAGGUUGAUGGUACACCAGUUCGUGACCACCUCGACCAUCAAGUAUAUUACAGGACCCGCUACAUUUGGACCAACCAUGUCUCCAAGUCCAGCGACGACACCGGCGUCCGGACCUUCUCUCACUCCUUCAUCCGCCUACAGUCUCUCACCGUCUCUUCUCUUCUUCGGCAUCGGCCUCUUAGCUCUGAAAUUCUACUGA